UCCGCGCAUCCCUCCAUCUCCCCGUGCAUCCCUCUGUACAUCCUUCCCCGCAUCUCCCCGCACCUCCUGCCCCCCCCAACACCGGCAGGGCCGCUCCUGCGCCGGUUAUGGCGGGGCGGCCGCGCUUCCUCUGCGGCGUGGUGGAAGGUUUCUACGGAAGACCAUGGUCUAUGGAGCAGAGGAAACUCCUCUUUGAAUGGCUGAGGCGCUGGGGGCUGAACUGCUACAUGUACGCGCCCAAGGAUGAGCUGAAGCACCGGCUGCUCUGGCGAGAGCCCUACACGGAGCAUGAGGCAGCCCACAUGUGUUCUCUCAUCGAGGCUGCCCAAGAGCAGGGUGUGGAGUUUGUUUUUGCCAUCUCUGCUGGCCAGGACAUGGUGUUUUCAAGUGCUGGUGAUCGGCUCCUGCUGCAGCAAAAACUCAGGCAGGUGGCUGCCAUGGGGUGCCGGUCCUUCGCGCUGCUCUUCGACGACAUCGACCCCUGCAUGUGCCAAGCUGACAGAGAUGCCUUCCCCUCCCUGGCACAGGCUCAGGCCUCUGUGGCCAACGAGGUGUACCAGGAGCUGGGCCAGCCCCCCAUCUUCCUCUUCUGCCCUACAGAGUACUGCAGCUCUCUGUGCUCUCCCAGCCCCAGCCAGUCCUGCUACCUGCUGACCAUCGGCCGGGAGCUGCUCCCAGGGAUCAGUGUCAUCUGGACCGGUCCCAAGGUGGUGUCGCAGGAGCUCUCAGCCGCGCUGCUGGAGGAGGUGGAGGGUGUCCUGCGGCGCCCGCCCAUCAUCUGGGACAACCUGUACGCUAACGACUAUGACUGCAGACGCGUCUUCCUGGGCCCCUACACGGGACGUGCCCCUGGCCUCAUGGCCAGGCUCCAGGGACUGCUCCUCAACCCCAACUGUGAGCUCCAGGCCAACUUCAUCCCCAUACACACACUGGGCAGCUGGUUUCGGAGCGAGCUGGGGAGCUGUGCCCACCCUGACCAUGCAGGGAUGGAGCCUGCGGCAGCAGGCGGGGACAGCCAAGGCCCGCAGGAUGGGAGCUACAGCCCCCAGGAAGCCUUGGAACUGGCGCUGCGUGACUGGGUGGCUGAGAUAAACCGGCAAGCCUUGGAGCCAGGAGGAAAGACCCCGGGACACGCCAGAGUCAGCCUCAAGGAAGGAGCGCAGCUGGAGCCUGGCACAGUGGGACAGGACGUCCUGCCCGACCCCCUGCCCCACGGCUCUGUUCCUGGUGGGACGGGCCAGCAUGGCCCAGAGCCGUGUGGCACGGCACCAGAGGAGGGGAGGAGGAAGGUGACCUUGGAGCCUGAGCGGGACAGUAGGAGCAGGACCCGUGCUGGUGGUCAGCCCAGCCCUGCACGGGACAGGGACCAGCUCACCACAGGGAGCACAGAGAGCUGCGAGCCCGCCUCUGCUCUGCCCAGCGCAGCUGGGACUUCCCAGUCCACAGGAGCCCCAGAGGCUACCGAGACCCUCCACAGCCCAGGGCCCCCCAUGUGCUGCAGCGAUGGGACCAGCACUGCCCAGAACCUUCUGCCCACUGGUGAUGCCAGGACAGGGGGUGGCAGCUCACCCCAGCCCUGCAGCAGCACCCAGCCUGAGGCCAGUAGGGCUGAUAUGCCCCAGACACGCUCAGGGCCUGGGGCUGCUGCCAGCCCAGUCCCCCCAGCACUGGUCAUUACUGAGGGUGGUGCCAGCCCAGUCCCCCCAGCACCGCUCAUUGAUGGGGCUGGUGCCAGCCCUGGCCCCACAGCAUCAUUGACCCCAGAGGAGGCCAGGUCCAGCCCCAUGUCCCUGCUGACCCUGGAGGAGGCUGUGUCUGGCCCCACGGUAGCACUGACUCCCAAGGAGGCCAGGACUAGCCCCACAGCACCGGUGACCCCAGAGAAGGCUGGGUCUGUUCCUAUAGCACCACUGACCCCAGAGAAGCGCAGGUCCAGCCCCACGGCACCACUGAUGCCAGACGAGCCCAGGUCCAGCCCCACGGUACUUUUGACCCCAGAGGAGCCCAUGUCCAGCCCCACGGCACCGCUGACCCCAGAGGAGCCCAGGUCCAGCCCCACGGCACCACUGACCCCAGAGGAGCCCAGGCCCAGCCCCACGGCACCGCUGACUCUGGGGGAGGUUCGGAUGCUGGUGGAGCUCUUCUACCUGCCCUAUCACCAUGGGCCGCUGGCGCAGCAUCUCCUGGAGCACUUUCAGUGGCUCCAGGCAAACAGCCUCAGCGUGGGGGUCUCUGCCGCGGCACCCAGCGCCGGUGCGGGCCGGUGGCGCAGCCGAGCACAGUCCUUCGCGCGGCUCUGCACCCAGACCUGCCGCCUGCACGUGCGUCUGGUGGGUGCUGCUGGGCGGGCGCUGCUGUACGACCUGCACCCCUACCUCUGGGACAUCCGCAACGUGCUGCUGGCCGCCAGCGCCUUCAUCCAGUGGCUGGAUGGCCAUCUGCUCUGCGAGCCUGGCCCCAGGGGCACCUGGGGGAGCUGCUUUGGCUGGUGCCAGAGCAUCACGGCCCCGAUCCUGCUGCAGGGGGAUGCUGAGCCCUGGGCACAGCGCGGGGGCCUCUUUGGAGAGCUGCAGGCGCUGCUGCCUGUGGGGAACAGCUCUGACCUCUUCUACCAGCCACCUCCGCUCUUCCCGUCCCGCCAGCUCUAUGUCCUGCGCCCGCUGCUGCCCCAGGACAAGGGAGAGCUUUACCGCAUGUGCCGGGAGGGUCUGGACUGUGACCCCAAAGUCGCAGAGAUCCUUGUGGCCCACCCCGACCUGCUCGGUGACAGGCUGCUGGGCAGCUUCCUGAGCCUGAGCCCCGAGUACACAUUUGUGCUGGAGGAUGAGGCUGGUCCCUGUGGCUACGCUGCCGGUGCACUCUGCGCUGAAGGCUUCCUGCAGCAGCGAGACCACGGCUGGCUGCCAGCCAUGCGGCACAAGUACCCCCGGGACCUGGCCACAGGAGCCCCGGCUCUGGGCCAGGAUGCCCUGGAGGAAGCGCUGCUCUUCUUCCACACAGAGCCAGCGGCCGUGCCCCUGCCUGUGCUGCGGCGCUUCCCCUCCCUGGUGCAGCUGGGCACGGCCACACGCACGCUGGACGCGGGGGCCAGCCGCAGCCUGGCCCUCUGCCUGCUGAGCGCGCUCAGGGCCAAUGGGUCGCGGGGAGUGUUUUGCCAGGUCAGUGCCGCCGACCAGCAGCAGCUGAGCUUCUACAGCAAGCUGGGCUUCGUCGCCCUGCCAGUGGCCUGGGACGGUUGUCCCGGUGCUUGGCUCCUGGGACGUCUCCUCUGAGCACUCUGCGUUGGGUGCGGGCAUGGGGAGGAAGUUCCAGAGGCAGGCUGGUACCCGUCCCGCACAGAGGGAGCAGGGGCAGAGGGGCACCAUGAGCAGGGCAGGUACACGUGAUGGGGACAUGGCCUGGGGGGGAGCAGGAUGUCACAGGGAUGCAUGCAGGGGACGGUCCUUGGGCGACAGAGGUAUUUUUGCCAUCUCAGGAGAGAGGCAUCAGGGCCCCUCUGCUCUGCCCCCAGCUGUUCCUGCUUGCUGAGCGCCCUCUGCCUUUGCUGGGGAGCCAGCAACACGCCUGUGCUGACUGCAGACCUCCAAGCCUGGCAGGAGCCACAUGGGCAGUAGUUAGGUUGGUGGUCUGGGAGCGCGGCACAGUGCAUUAGUGUGAGGGCUCUCCAGAUCGCUCCAUCCCCAGUGUGGCCCUAAGCUGGGCAGCUGGUGCUGGGGCUGGCCCUCAGCAUCAAGGAUCUGCCUGUCUGUAUGGACUGACCUGUAUGGGGCACAGUGAGGCAGCCUCCAUCUCUACUGCCUUGGGGGCUGAGGGAAGUGCUGUCCAUGUCAAUAAAGCAUUUGCUGGGCUCUCAC
This is a messenger RNA of Strigops habroptila (Kakapo), 3854 nucleotides long. Its product is annotated as protein O-GlcNAcase-like. Gene Ontology annotation, biological process: glycoprotein metabolic process. The transcript has 17 exons. NCBI's taxonomy places the organism in Eukaryota, Metazoa, Chordata, Aves, Psittaciformes, Psittacidae. The coding region runs from base 108 to 3272 and encodes 1054 amino acids. Gene Ontology annotation, molecular function: beta-N-acetylglucosaminidase activity. The record is from RefSeq and is a predicted model, not a curated record.